AUGAACAAACGCAUAACGACACAAGAGAAUAUGUACAAAAAUACGUUUUCCGUUUUAUGUUACCAUUUUCGUAUUUGUUUUAUAACAAUCAUCUUCCUUAAUAUUAAAGCUGAGCCUUGUACCUCCUCGAAAACUUUGAGACGAAGUAGUAGAUUUAGAAACGAACAGACUGAAGUUAAACCUCACAAAUGCAGAGUGUGUGGUAAAACGUUUCAGAAUAAAUUUAAUUUGUAUGAGCAUGAAGGAACUCAUGAAGAAGAAAAAUCAUAUCAAUGCAAGUUUUGUGAUAAAUUAUAUAAACGAAGGCAUGAUCUAUAUAAUCACGAAAGAACUCAUAUAGUUCCAAAAAUGCAUAGAGUCAAGGAACCAUAUCGUUGUAAGGUUUGCGGCAAAACUUUUGCUUUUAAAUCUGACCUAAUGGUUCACGGAGUAGUACAUGACGAUAAAAUGCCAUAUGAAUGUUCGGUGUGUGGCAAGGGCUACCUGCGAGAAGAAAGACUUUUAGCACACAUGCAGAAUAAGGGGCACACAAGUGAUACCGUACUACAAACCGCGACUGACAAGAGAUAG
Molecule: messenger RNA, 570 nt
Organism: Mycetomoellerius zeteki
Lineage: Eukaryota; Metazoa; Arthropoda; Insecta; Hymenoptera; Formicidae
Product: zinc finger protein 585A-like
Exons: 5
Coding region: 1-570 (189 amino acids)
Source: RefSeq, a predicted model, not a curated record